AUGAAGAAAGACCUCAAUAGUAUUAAGAGGAAAAUCAGAAAUAACGAUCUAGUUAUGGUAAGAGCGGACAAAGGUUCUUGUAUGGUAAUAUUGGAAAGGAAUCUCUACAUAAGAAAAGUCGAGGAGUUCAUGAGGGAGAAUGGCUUUGUAAAAUUGAAUUACAACCCUACAUCCCAAUUGACCAAUAGAAUAAAAAACUUCAAGAUAUCUGAAGAAUUCGAGAACACAUUUGGUAAAUAUAAAAGUUUAAUCCAUCCGAAUCCAAGAGUUCCCAAAUUGUAUGGUUUGCCAAAACUGCACAAGGUCAACAUCCCAAUAAGACCUGUUGUGAGCUACACAAACACACCUGCUUAUAGGGUCAGCAAAUUUGUGAACGAUGCACUAAAGGAGUUGAGUGAAUUUGAGCCCAAAUACAGCAUAAAGAACAGUGGCCAAUUGGCGGAAUCAUUGAAGGAUUUGCAGAUACCGGAUAAUGCAAAGCUUAUCUUCCUCGAUGCAAAAAAUCUGAUUACAUCGAUCCCUCCUAAGGAAUGCAUCCUAUUAAUAGAGAAAGAACUGUUGAAGAAAAGUGUCAACUCCGAUUUGAAGAAGGACAUCAUAGACAUGCUUAAAUUGUCACUAGAACAAAACUUCUGCCAGUUCAACAGUCAAGAUUACAGACUGGAAGAGGGAUUACUCAUGCGAGCACCCCCCAUCAUCCCUAUUAUGGAUUACUUAGAACAGAUCUUAUCCAAUCUAAGAGCACCAAUAAUUCGUCACAUCUUUAGGUAUUAUAGGUAUGUGGAUGAUAUCUUUUUGAAAACGAAAAAAAGUUUCUUUGUAUAA
Molecule: messenger RNA, 825 nt
Organism: Coccinella septempunctata (seven-spotted ladybird)
Lineage: Eukaryota; Metazoa; Arthropoda; Insecta; Coleoptera; Coccinellidae
Exons: 1
Coding region: 1-825 (274 amino acids)
Source: RefSeq, a predicted model, not a curated record